AUGCCGGACUGUUGCGCCACGUGCAAGAAAGAACUUGAAGAACAGAUAAACAGGUUACGAGGUGGUUUUUUGUUGUGAAUAAUAUUUUUUUAGACAAGGUGAGUCAAAUUCCCGAAGUUUCAACGCAUUUGUUUGGAAAUCCGAGCUUCAGCGACCUCCGAGUGAAAGCGGGAAACACAACUUUUUACGUAAGCCAUUCUUCAACAUAUUUUUUUUACACUUUUAGGUUACAAAAUACCUAAUGGGACUCAAGUCCAAGAUCUUCGAGGAAACUAUUCUUGAAGGAUCGAGAGAUGGGGCUGAUAACGUUUUGAGGCUGCAUGAAGAUCCUGCUGUGGUCGAGGCAAUGCUGGAGUACAUAUGCUUGCAGAAGAAGGUGAAGGGAAGCGAGUUAGCGGCAAAGGUUGUGCAACUGGCCAAUCGUUACGGAAUCGAUGAUCUCAAAGUGAGUAUUGAAGAAUUAUUUGUUGAAGUUUAGGUUUAUAGAUGCUCGAAUACUUGAAAAAUCCUAUAAAUGCGUUUCUAUCCUAGUCGUAACACGGUGUUUUUGGUUUCAAUCAGUUUUUAUAUUAUCCAUGGGUAAAGUUAUUGUUUCUUUGUAAACUAUUUUUUCUGCUGUUGAAAACAGGCCGUUUCUUUUUUAAUGAGCAAGAAUAGGUCUUAAUAAGAUUUGUGGCUUUAGUUUCGACUAAAUUCUUUGCUUAUAAUUUAUUUAUUUGAGGUGAUUUUAAACGACCACCUAAAAUAAUGUUUUUUGAUUUGUUAGGAUCAAUGUGAAUUGGAGCUGCUGGAUAAUUUGACGUUCGAAGAUGCCCAUGCUAAUCUGCAAAUCGCGUAUCAAGAAGGUCUCUCGGUUUUGUAUUGGAAAUGCAGCGAGCUCAUCUACCACAACUUCACAGGACUGGAGAAAUAUUCCGUAGAAAGCGAGAUUGUGGAACAACCUGAACCAGGUAGGGCGUGGAGGGCAUUUGAAAUUAUUUUUGAGCAUAUUUUCAGUUCCGAUUGGUCCUAUUUUCACCUUCACGCCAGACACCGUCAUCCUUACUACGAUCCACGGAAAAGUUGCUUCUGACCAUAGAGAACUAACCAUAGUUCCGUCGACAUUGUCUACAAAGUUUAUGGAUCCGUGA
Molecule: messenger RNA, 1130 nt
Organism: Bursaphelenchus xylophilus (pine wood nematode)
Lineage: Eukaryota; Metazoa; Nematoda; Chromadorea; Rhabditida; Aphelenchoididae
Source: the annotation of a GenBank genome assembly